Messenger RNA from Rhizophagus irregularis DAOM 181602=DAOM 197198, 653 nucleotides. RefSeq lists its product as uncharacterized. The record is from RefSeq and is a predicted model, not a curated record. Lineage: Eukaryota; Fungi; Glomeromycota; Glomeromycetes; Glomerales; Glomeraceae.
AAACAAGAAUUAUCUUCUCUUUUGUGUUUACUGUUUUAACAGCAAAUAAAAUGUCUAAAAAUACUUUUUUUCUUUUUCGAUUAUUCGUUCUCCUUAUUUGUGUGUUCCAAGUUUAUGGUCAAAUUUCUGAUCAAUUACCUCAGGGAUGGAUUCGCGCCGGAAGUAAACCAGAUGAAUAUCAAAUGGGAGUCGAUUCUGCAAUAUUUCAUGGAACAGCAGCUGUUGGAAGUAGUGGUUUUAUAAAAUCACUCUCAGGAGUGAACUAUAGUGAAUUUGGUACUUUGAUGCAAAGGUUCACUCCAAAAGAAUUUAAAGGAAACCGAGUUCAACUUUCAUGUUUCAUAAAAUAUGAAAAUAUCUUAGGGAAUGCUGGUUUGUGGAUGCGAGUCGAUACCCCAAAGGAACAGACUCUCGAUAAUAUGCUUGAUCGACCAAUCAAAGGUACUGAUAAUUGGACAGAAUUUACAAAUGUUUUAGAUGUUCCUAAAGACGCGGAAAGAAUUGCCUUUGGUAUUUUAUUAAAAGGUGACGGUCAUGCUUGGCUUGAUGAUUGUAAAUUCGAAAUCGUAGAUAAAUCUGUUCCAUUAACUCCGCACUUAACUGCAUCUGCACCUGAAAAACAAUUGGAUCAUCCAAUAAAUCUUUCUUUCUAA